CACCAUUUCACAUUCUUCCUAUGAUUCUCAUUUUCUUGUGUUUUUAUUACUUGUUUCUUUUCCUCCUCUUCCUUAUUUGUGUAACAGUGCAUAACACUGGUACAUUUUAAUCCAUUCAUACUUCCCCAAGUGUUUUGCGCGUGGGACUGCUAAAUCUACUAUUCCAGACGAACAAGAGCCUUGGUCUGUGCCAGCUGUUACAUUUGUCAGUGGCGUUUGACUGUUACCCCCUAACAGGCUCUGCUUGUCUGGUUGCUACUGUUACCUGUUCUUGUAGGCUAUCUGAGCGAAUAGUAAUUUCUUCAGAAUUAGCUGUACUUUCCCAUUUAGAAACGUUGAGCCUUAAAUUUAACACUUCCUUUCUGACAGCUCCACUUCAGUUCUAUACUCGUCUAACUUAGAAGUGAUAUUAGUAUUAAUUCUGCUUUCUACUUUGGCAACAUGUUCCAAUCUAGGCCCUUCUCCAUGUGCGCUUCAGGCUUUUCAUUCACACUCUCAUCUACUCUGUCCAACUUACAAUUUACAUCUGAAAUUUCUUGUUGAGUCUGUGCCUUUAUGAAAGGCCUCAGAAUCACAGAAUAACAGUAGUUCCCAUACAAAGAGACCUCACGCCCAGUUGAAUUGUGGUGUUCAUAUUUUUAUAUAUUGGCUUUUCCCAUUAAACAUUCUCCAUAACCACUGCCACCGGGUAAAAACCCAUUUGCAGUUAAUAAUAAUUCCUUUUUUUUGGCAAUACAGCCGCAUCGUCGUUCUCUCCUGUGUGGGAAACUGAGAAGUCCUUGUCGCAAAUCUUUCAGCGCGCCACUAAGUGUAUAAAAUGAUAUUUCUGUAAAAGUAAAGCUGCCCCACUGUACGCCAUGUAGGCGUGGCCAGCGUGAUUGCUACACCGUAACAAAACGUGACUGACUGAUACUCAACAAUUGUUUCCUCGUCAUGUAGGCUGUCGAAAUGGUAAGCAUGAAAGAAAUUAAUGAGUUUAGGUUAGCCCGCACAUAUGUGCAGCAGGUUAUCGUCAGUGUUGAUUUCAGAGCUCAGCGGCGUUCUUCAUGUACUCCGAAACAUUGGCCCUGUCUCAGUGUUUUCGCAAAUUGCCUGUUAGGAAAGGCAAGGAACAACAUGCAUUAUGUUCUUAGAGGUGCUGACAUGUGAAAUUAAUUUGACUUUGUGCUGGGCAAUUAUGUUCAACUGAGCUGAUGAAAAAAAUAACGUUUCAGAAAAGUAAACGAUUUCCGUGACAUUCGGAACAGUUUCCGGGAUGUGGGACGAGGCUUUAAUUUCCGGAACGGUCGGUCUCGGUGCUAGCAAGAGAAAUAGCAAAACCAGUGCGAGUCUAUUGCUUGAACAUUCAGAUCCAUUGUCAUAUUUGGAAGUCCAUUUUCCACUAUCGCCUCCGGGCCAACUGUCGGAGGCCGAUCGCUGGGCUCUGUUAUCCGAUAGGCACAGUCACUAGGACCUACGAAAUCUAUGCAAGUAACAACCAUACCACAAGGCUCUUUAACAAAGGUACCAUAAUGUCACAUACCGUUUUGCUGCCGGGGAAAAAAUUGUUCAAGAUAAUUUUAUUCUCAAAGAACAAAACAUUGGAAUUCCGGUUUGGUUCGUUUCAUUCUUCCGGAAAUAUCACGUGCAAAAUAUGACUCUUCCUGCUUCAGAAUUGUUCGUAUUUGAGUUCAUGGUGACGCUGCGUCAUUGAGUAGCGUCAUCUGUAAUUUUUAAGAGGAAACAUGACGCAGAAUAUAGCCGAGCCUUUGCUACGUCAUAGCAAAAGGGGAAGGGAAGAUUCGAAAGGCAAGCGGGAAUUGUGACACUUUUUGGUCCCUUCAUACGCGUAUAUUUUAUGUGCAUCCUGCAAAGAACGCUUUUAAUAACAGCUGCAGAAUUUAAAUGUCUCAAGUAUGAAGGCUGAGCUCCGGCCGCUAUUACCCCAGGAAAGAGAGAGGAGGAGGGCGCCAAAACCGAUCGACACGUGGACCUGACUGGCAGAAAGCGAAAUCCGGUCGCCCGGAUCAAUUUACAGGCUCCCCCUCCAGAGGUCUCCAAAUUUCUGGCUGCAAAAUACCGCUCGUAGAGGCGAAGUUGCAUCACGGUUAAGGGUGACGCGGACAUUCUUCGAGAGCGAGAUGCGAGGAUAAGAGGGACGCGAGUUAGAAUGAGAGACAAGACAAGGCGAUGCAUAAGCUCUGACGUUGGCUUUGACGUGUCGAAGGAAGAAGCGACUCGUGCUAUAAAGGGGCUGGUCCGUGCAGACACCUACUUACAGAUCAGCGCGAUGAAGCAGAAAGUGAUUCUCCUCGCUGCGUUCCUGCUCGCUGUGCAGAGCGCGACCUGCCAGCUGUGUCCACAGUGCACGUGCAGGAACUCCUACGCUCCGGUGUGUGCAAGGAACAAAGUAACCGGAAAGCUGAGAGGAUUUUCAAGCCAGUGCGUGCUUAACUGCACCAAUAAGUGUCGAGACAACAGAUUUGAAUACUUGGGCCCUGGACGAUGCGGCCACUUCACAACCAGAACGACAUUAGAAACAACUCCCAUUCCAUAUGUGAAAUAGACAUCAAAGUAGAGUUCGUUAUCUGUCUAGUCUUAAAACGUGUUUAUGAAGAAGCAAGUUAAUAGAUGUCGAAUGACUGUACUGUGUGUUCUUACAUUGAAAUAUAUACACAUAACUUACAUAUACAAAUAA
Molecule: messenger RNA, 2677 nt
Organism: Zootermopsis nevadensis
Lineage: Eukaryota; Metazoa; Arthropoda; Insecta; Blattodea; Termopsidae
Molecular function (GO): protein binding
Source: RefSeq, a predicted model, not a curated record